CCCCCCGUCAUUCUGUCCUCCCCGUCAUGUUACUUUUCUUCUCACUCACCUAUUCCACGCCCUACGUUCCUCGUACGAAAAACCCGCUUAUCGGUCGCGCUCGUGGCCUGCAAACGUAAAAGUGAAAACGUGCGUCACGAUAAGCACUUGGCGAGAUACAACGAUAUAGCGCAGCAAGUGGGAUUAGUUAACGAAUCCUCGGUUUAUCGAGACAGUGUCUUAGAGGGAUUCGUGGGAAUUUGAUGACAGUACACUUUAUAGGAUAGGUAAAAAUAAUUUUUCGUACGUCGGUGGAUAUGUGCGUAUCAAAGUUUACGUAGGUAGGGGCUGGAUGGAUUUUUUAAAUGGGAUUUUGGAAAUAUUUUUUUUUUUUUUAGGGAAUUUAUGACUUUUAUUCUUUAUUAAUAAAAAUCCUGUGAAAUUGUGCGGUAUUCAGUUUUUGGUGAAAUUUAUUGCUCGAUUAGUUGGAUUACAGUGAAUAAAGAAAGUGCGAAGUUCUCUGUGACACUGGAUUCAUCGAGAGACCGGAAGUUGGUGGUGUUACUCAUUUCCGGGUGUGAGUGUGGGUACUGGUCGAAUGGAGUUAACGAUGGGUGCGGCGAUUUAAAUUCUUGGGGUGCCAGUCAGGUGUUGGGGCUGAGCGGGACAGCGAGUGAAUAUCUAAGUCAGUCUUCUUGGGUUUCUGGGACGUCGCGACGUCAUGACGCUCAAGAAAGAGAAUAAGAAGAGCCCAAAGAAAGUGAGCAAGCCUUUGAAAAUCAACGGCGGCCAUGUUGCUCCUCACGUGUCCAUUGAGGAAGCCUUCAAAGUGCAAGGGACCAUCAAGGUGCAGCCAAGUCGGACGACUUGGGAACCGAAAUCCGUCAAAGUGACGUCCGUCUCAGGUGUCCCUGGCGUUGGUCAGGCCAGAACUGAACAGAGUUCGAAAUUCGACCGCAAGCCCUCGCUGCGUCGCAAGUUUGGCGCGUUGAUAAGAGGGAGUGCUGACUUACCGGCCGCGAUAAACCGCGGCCUAAAACCCAUAAGGAGAAGCUUGAGCUUUAGCAAAGACCUGAACCGCGUUUACGAGACGGCUCCCUACAGGACACGUAGUGCACAGUGGUACAACAGUCUUGGAUCCUUGGCUGAGGAUGAUCCCGUGCAGGAUGUGCCGGAAGACAAUGCCAGCGUCUUCGAGGAAGAUGUCUUCGGUACGCGUAUCACCAGGAGUUACAGUCUUGUGGAAAAAAAUCUUGCUCACAGCCCUAGGAGGAGGACGCACGCGCACAACGAUCAGACAGCACCUUACGGGAGACACAGCGAUCAUUAUGAUUCUAGCAUAGACCUGAGCAAUCCACCCUGCGAGGCUAUCAGCCUUCCUGCUUUGAGUCGUGUUGCCAUCGACGAGGAUGACAACCGAUCGAUUCGAUUUCAUGACGAGGAACAAAAAGUCAGGAACGGAUGGGGGCACCUGAGGGGUAGUGCCCGGAACCUCUCGUUUCUUCAUUUGGGCACUUACGGUUCCAGGCAGCACAACAAUUACUCGGUGCGUUCCAGGUCUCUGACCCAAUUGGACGCCCUGGGCACGAGUAUGCUGGACACUGGUGAACAUCAUCUAAGAGGUGGACCUUCGUCUCAGCAGCCACCCCAUCAUCAUCAUCAUCAACAUCAUCCCCAUCAGCAUCCCCAUACUGGAACAGAAUGCAGUCCUCGACUUCUGGUACCAAAUGCACCCUCGUCCUCAUUGUCAGACGGAGUUCACCCCAACCGCACCAGACACAAGCUUUCUCGUUCCCAAGUGUCCAGCAGCGAAUACUUCAGUGUCAGUUUCGAAGUGGGCGACGAUGGCAAUGCCCUGGAACGCGAAGAAUUUCUACCAGCGAGCAAGGGGACAUACUUAGUAGAAGCACUCGGCGGCGUCUGCGAGCGUCGCGGCGUCGAUCUGGGACGCGUCGACGUCUUCUUGGAUUCGUUAACGACCCCAUUGUCGAUUUACACUACGGAGACUUCCUGUCUUGGGGGGAAGCAUCUUCGUGUUAUUGCCAAGGACGAGAAGGUGAAUUCAAGAUCGGCCAGUCAAAAAAGUAACCAGAAUGUUUCUCUGCGAAAGGCUAGUGGGAGCUAUCGAGGCCGAAGCGGACGCUUCUUCAGCGUCUCCACAGAGGACUCUAGUGUCGACUCGGAAAUUGGAACCGGACCGGCGAUUGCUUCCGGUAAGAGUUCUGCUGGGGCUGCAGGACUCAAAGCCAGUAAGCAGCGCUGGAGCGGAUUCUUUACGAACACAAAAGGCACAAAGAUGGAGUCGCUGGUAGAGCAGCUUGAAAUAUAUACAAAGCACGGGGUCCCCUUAAUGCCUGAUAUGCAGCUACCCUACGACUUGGGAGUGAACGAGGACGCUCUGUACAGCAUAGAAGACGAUUGGCGCGACAUCGUUGAUAAUUCAGAUCAUCUCUCGGAGAAACAACAACAACAGCAAACAGCACUGUGGGAAUUGGCGCAGACCGAAGUAGCCUACAUAAGAACGCUUAAGGUCGUGACAGACCUCUUUAUGGCUUGUCUGUGUAGUCUGCAAGCCUCGAAUAUCCUGAACGAGGUCGACCGUACUAAACUCUUCAGUAACAUACCAGCAAUCUAUGCGGCUAAUCGGUAUUUCUGGAGCGAGCAUCUACUGGGCAUGUUGAACGCUGCUAGGAAUACACGACAGCCACUUGAUCCUGGUCAUCUUCUUCAUGGGUUUGAAACAUUUGAACAGACCUUUGCUCCCUAUACCAGAUACUGUGCUGAGCAGAGUAGGUGUCAGCAGUAUUGCAGGGAUCGUUUGAACGACAACGAACUUUUCACGGCUUACCUGGUGUGGUGCGAGACGCAGAAGGACUGCAAUCGCCUGAGACUCCUGGAUAUCCUGGUGAAGCCUAUGCAAAGACUCACCAAGUACUCACUGUUGUUAAAGGCUGUACACAAGAACACCGAGAACGAAGAGCAGCGUGCAGAAUUGAUGCUGAUGAUAAAGUCAGUGGACAAUUUUGUGGCAUCUGUGAACGCGGCCUUAAGGCGAAGCGAGGAAACUGCGCGAUUGGCCAGCGCAGCUUCCCGCUUGGAAAGCUACGACGUGGUUGAGUCUCGGGAUGAGGAGCUGGAGAAGCUCGUUAGGGUUCACAGCAGCUUGGACAUUACCAAUGCGCCGAUGCCAGGAUGUCCCAAGGAGUCCUUGAGGACGCUUCUGCGCGAGGGUGACCUUAAGCUACGGGACGCUGCUACCAGCAAGAAGGCUCGUUUCCAGACAGAGGUGCACGUACUCCUCCUGACGGAUAUGCUGCUCAUCUGCAAGCCCUCGACCAAGAAAGCGUCAUCGAGCAGCGCCACCGGAAGUGGCGGAGGUGGAUUAAAGGUUAUACGUCAACCUUACGUCGUUGAUCGUAUCCGAGUUCAUGAACUUAAAGAACCAUCCAGUCUUGGGUUGGUCUAUCUUAAUGAGUAUGGAGCAGCGUCAGCUGCCCUGAUUCUCAGUGCUGGGGAACCAAAACUGGCUAAGUCCUGGAUGGAAUCUUUGAGGAAGGCUCAGCAACAAUUUGCUCUGAUGAAGGUACCCCCAUUGGGUGGUGGUUUGAACCUGGGACUGGUCAGUAGACAAGCCAGCACGUACUUGGGUGAUGGAGAUUUUGAGACGGAUGAGUGUGAAGGGAUGCCCAGGACUCCACGUGGAAGUAGCAGAGCUUCUCGUGUUAGCAGCCUGGCGCAUAGUCAUAGCAUUUGCAUUUGCAGUGGAAGCAUGGAGAUGGAAGGUGUCUCGCCAGGAAGUAGCAGUUACGUACCAAGCUACAAUCAAAGUAGAAACGUGAGCGUGGAGACCAGCGAACCACCCCGUGCAUCUAGCGUUUCCUCAGAGGAGGGUGCUGAUAUAGCAGCAGGUCAUAACCACAGACCGCUGCAAGUCAGGAGAUCCUUGCUGUGCAAAUCACCAACACCGAACACUCUGAGUGUUCAAGUACCAGCCUACUCGUCUCUAGGUCAGUCUCUACCUAACCUGACCCUGGCGACGUCACCACAGACGUCAACUGUUUCACCAACACCGCCAAACUCUCUUCUGAUCGUGCCGCAGAUCACGAAGAGCAAGGACACUCUACUGUCACCAGGACAUCGAGGUAUAUCAUAUCCGCCGCCGUCGCCACCUAGGGGGGCUCUGAGGAGGGCUUUCGCAGUGCCCCAAUCACGUAAUCCACCGUUGAUUAAAACACGUCACGUAAACGCGUCGGUAACACAAACUAUACAAACGGCAGUCAGCCUGGAUACGGAAGCCAUCGAGGAAAGACGAAGGAGAUUGGAAUCCUCGCAGAGGAUGCCGUCGACCAGUAGCAUCGCCGAGGAGAAGAAAUGAAUAGAAGAGUACCAAGUGGCGCAGACUUUUGAACCUUUGAGAGGAUGAGAGGCUCCUAUCCCCCGAGCACGACGAGGGUGUUCAAAAAAAAGAGAAUAUAAAAUACCAAGAUGGUAUAGCACGUGUCUAUUACGUGCUUAGAGUUUUCAUGACGUCAGUUCGCCAUCUGUGCGUGAGUGCUGCACACAUUUACACACAGAGGAGGCAAGAAACAUUAUAAAACGUCAAAAAAUUGUCUUGAUACUGUUUAAGCAUACAAAAAAAAACGACAAAGCAAUUCCACAAUCGAUUGGGGCCAUUCGAAAUCAACGUGAACUUUGUAACACGACCAUAUAUAUAUACAUAUAUCUCUCGUUGGCGUAUAGCGAUAUCUUUUUCUAAGGUAACAAAAGAGACGGAUCACGUGCCGUCCUGUAGAUAAAAAUUAAGCGACGAACAAAAAGGGCCUACGUAGAUUAAUUAAAUAAUUAGUCAAGAAGUCGAGUUUAAUUAGCAACUAUUAGAGUAACUAAGUUUCUAGAACAAACAAGCGUGAUUUAAUAGAGAGGUGAACGAGAGAAAAAGCAAAAUAGAAUUUAAACAAAAAUUUAAGGAAGAUUGAAGGAAAGUGAUGACAAGAGGAUCACUGUAGAUAAUAAUGCUAAUUCGCGUACGCCUAAUUAAUACUGUUAUUUCGACCGGUCGGCUUUGAUACUCUGUCCAGUCAAAACGAAAGUCGUUCAGGAUUUACUAUAAGUACAAAUUUGUCAAGAACACAUACACUAAUACAUAUACAAAAAGGGACACAGAUAUACUCGUAUACGUAUGCAUUAUGUACACUUACACAGGCACAACUAAUAAUUGCGGAUCACCGGGGAAUCCCUGUUGUGUCUUCUGGUGAUCACUUGUCUUUUACUUAUAAGAGUCGUCUGAAAAUAUACAGGCGGGAUAUUCAAAGCGUGCGUAACUAGAGACAACAUUCCAUAGUGUAAUUAGAGCAAGAUAAUUUCAUAAGGGUACCCUUCUUACUAUGCUAUCGUGUUCGUUGUUUUCUUUUUUUUCUUUUUAUCUUUUCAGUUCUUUUUCUUUUCUUUUACUUAGCUUUCCGUUACAUUCGUGCUGCUUGCGUCGGGUUGCACGUUAAUUAUUGUUAAGGGACAAUUGUGCGAAUAUGUACGAUUAUGUACGUCGAGAAUACAAAUAUAAUGAAUAAUUUAUUAAGAAUCUUGUUGAUCGUUCCAUCCUAACAACGCAUUGUUGUCUGUGUAAAUAUAUACAUAUAUAUAUAUAUAUAUAUUAAAGUGA
This is a messenger RNA of Cephus cinctus (wheat stem sawfly), 5638 nucleotides long. Its product is annotated as pleckstrin homology domain-containing family G member 5. Gene Ontology annotation, biological process: Rho protein signal transduction; endothelial cell migration. The transcript is spliced from 22 exons. The record is from RefSeq and is a predicted model, not a curated record. NCBI's taxonomy places the organism in Eukaryota, Metazoa, Arthropoda, Insecta, Hymenoptera, Cephidae. Gene Ontology annotation, molecular function: guanyl-nucleotide exchange factor activity. Gene Ontology annotation, cellular component: plasma membrane; endocytic vesicle; axon. The coding region runs from base 701 to 4354 and encodes 1217 amino acids.